Leguminivora glycinivorella is the source of this 6301-nucleotide messenger RNA. Its product is annotated as voltage-dependent calcium channel subunit alpha-2/delta-1-like. The record is from RefSeq and is a predicted model, not a curated record. Gene Ontology annotation, cellular component: voltage-gated calcium channel complex. The transcript has 29 exons. Lineage: Eukaryota; Metazoa; Arthropoda; Insecta; Lepidoptera; Tortricidae. Bases 76 to 3990 code for a protein of 1304 amino acids. Gene Ontology annotation, molecular function: voltage-gated calcium channel activity.
AAAACUGGCAGCGAUACGCGAUCGUUAGAACAAAUAAAGAAAGAUCUAGAAAACCACGAAGAGUAUUUGUUAAGUAUGAGCAGGAACAGAACCAACUCGACGCCUCUGGGAGUGAGCGAUUUGGGCGAAAAGCCGUAUGUUAAACCACCAACUAAGCCUGAGAAGAAGUACAAGAUUAUUUAUCCAAAUAUCAUACAGAAAUGGGCCGAAAACAUAGCCAAGAAGCUGCACGCCACAGAAGAGUACGUUGUCCGUCGACAAGCGCUUUUAUCCCGUUUUAGAAACGUGAAGAGCGGUAAACGAGAUGGCGCUGCCAUCGUUGAUAAAGCUGCUGGGGCCUUUGCAGACUUGCUGAUGAAGAGAGCCUCCGCUGCGACAGCUAUUAUGAGGAAAGCUGAGCAGUUGCAGAGUCAGACUAAAGCACCAAAGGAUUACCAGUUCAAGUACAGCUAUAAACUGGGCGAUCCAAAGCCAAAACCAAAGAAGCCAGACUCACACGACUACUACUUCGUGAAACUGCUGACGUGUCGCAGUCAAAACUACGAGGUGUUGCACGACAGCUCACACUUUGACGCCAAGAUGUCUCUCAACUCUAGCAGCGUGCACGUCGCUACUGAAGUAUUUGACUGCGAUCCAAAUGUCCUCCAAGACAUGCACUGGUCAGAAGCUCUAGACACAGUGUUCCGAGACAACUACCACCAAGACGCUUCACUUGGAUUCCAAUAUUUCUGCAGUGCCAAAGGCUUUUUGAGACAUUACCCGGCUGCAUCCUGGGAAUCAAUGCAGAAGCUGGACUUGUCGCUGGAACAGGAAGAUGACGAAUACCAGGACAACAGUCCAACGGGCGUGUACGAUUGCCGCCUGCGUCCGUGGUAUGUGAGCGCGGGCGGCGCGCCGAGAGAUAUCCUUAUCAUGCUGGACGCGUCUGGGUCCAUGUACAACUCAUCGAAUAAGGUGAUAGCCGAGCAGUUCAUCUUAGCAUUGCUCAGUGCCCUGACAGACGACGACCACAUUAACGUGCUGAGGUUCAACAUCACGGUCACACCGAUCAUUCCCUGCUUCGGUGAGGACGUGCUUAUAUCGGCGAACCAUAUCAAUACAGCGGCCAUAAUGGCAUCGAUGAAGUACCUGCAGUUCAAGAAUGAGACGGACAUGGCAGUGGUAAUGACGCACGCCGUCCGCACUUUACAAGAACAGAGGGAGAAACCGGGACGUCGUCGGCCCUGCCAGCAGGCGAUCGUGCUUAUCACAGACACCUUGAACGAGAAUAUGACGGAACUUAUCCAACUAUUGGACCCUGAUGGAUUGAUAAGAUUGUAUGUGAUCUGGUUGCACGACCCGUUUGGGGUGAGAGAUAGCACCCGUGACUACAGCCUCCAUCUUAGCUGCUCACGAGACGGCUACUUCGCUGAGCUCACCACACACGCAGAUGUCACUGAACAGGUUUUGCGCCUUCUUCGAGUGCUAGAGCGCCCUCUAGUGGCCCAGAGGAAAGAACGCCUCACGGUUUUCAGCGACGUCUACGCGCAUGUCGAGGAUCCAAGGCGCAGUGAAGUCCACUGGAUAGAGAAAGAAAACGUAGAACAGAGAGACCGCUACUUCGCGCUACGGCGCGACAAGAAGAAGCUACUCGACCCGGCGCAGCUUAUGAAGGAUUACAUGCAUUCAGUUAGACUAGAUCAAUAUGGACAAUACUACGAAUCAAUGUACGGGCAUGGAUAUAGUAUGGACAAUACUAUCGAUGUAGACUAUCGCUUGCAAAUAAGCGUCUCUGUGCCUGUAUUUGAAAACACGAUGUCGGAGAAUGUCACCAUCACUCUGGCCGAAGAAUUGCACAGGAUAUCAACAAGGACGUACCCUGUCAAUCGCCUUCUCGGAGUGGCAGGAGUUGACAUUCCGAUCGAUCACUUAAAACUGGUCCUACCCUUCUAUCAAGUAGGUGCCGGUGGCACACUAUUCAUAGUAGACCACAGAGGAAAUAUUGUGCUGCACGAAAACUUGAAGCCUACGUUCGAUGGAGAUAUUCUCAAACCGGGGUAUCGAACAGUGGACUUCCUCGAUUUGGAGCAAGAGGCAGAAAGUCAUGUGCCAAGACCAUACCCAGAAAAAUGGAUCAAGUUCCGCAGCCGUGUCCUUAUCAACAGUACUAAAGGCACUGAAACCCACGCUGGCAAGUACAUUUUCGAGCAAGGAAUGCGAGCCCUCAUCGAAGAGCGGGAAUACCACUGGAGAAGAGUUCAUGAUCACUACACAGUAGUAGCUGUUUUGCCACGCCAUCGGCAGCCUCAUGUUGUGCCUACUGCAACAAAAUUUACGCAGAAGAUGGCGCAAGAAGCAGUGAAGGCAUUGUCUGAUCCUGACUUUGUCGUUCACCCUGAUUGGUUAUACUGUCAAUAUAUCCACAAAAAGUUUGACAGCCCUAAGUCAGAACUACUGGAAUUCUUGGGACGUCGUAGACACGAACCAAACUUUCCUAUGAAAAGACUGCAACACGUGUUCUCGCCUUUCCUUGACGGGAAUGGUGACCUGGAAUCAACAUAUCAAUGCGACGAAGAGUUGGUGGCGCGAGUGUGCUCUGACGCGAUCGCGUCGGAGGCCUGGGCGAGUCGACAGGACGGGCCUGACGUCUCCUGUACUGAGUGCUAUUUCGGCUCUGUCACAGCUUUUAUCGCCACGGAAAGCGGUCUAACUCGCUGGCAGCACUGGCACGUGACCGGCUCAGUGAAGCCCCCGGACGGUGCCCUGUGGGCGCGCGGCCCGGACGAACCGUGGUACAUCCGCGCAGCCGCCGCGCCGGGCACGCUCAUUGUUCAUGCUCCUGUCGCGCCGAUCCGGCUACGAAGGACCACUAUGACGGACGCUGUGCCGCCCGCGCUAGGAGAACAAUCAAAAUGGCUGACAGCAGCUCGAGUGCUGGAGCUACAACGAGAGAACGAGUCAGAAAAAGCGGUGGUCGGCGUUGUGGGCUACCACUUCCAUCCGCAGUACAUGAGAGAUGUGCUGAAGGAAUUCACUGACUUUGACUAUACUCCAGACGACGACCCACUACACACAACGUGCGAUGGCAUUUACUGGUUGUGUCUGCUAGUGGAUGACGAAGGAUGGGUGGUGGCUGCCAAUGGAGACACAUAUGAAGACAUGGAGAGUCACGACGUGCCACUCCGGCGUCACCUAGCCACGCUAUACCCGGCAGCCAUGACAGUUCUGCUGAAGCAAAAGGUGUUCGACCUCAACUGGAUACACGACUAUCAGGCCGUCUGCUUCCCUCCAGCUGAGGAAGAGAUAUCAGCGGGACCUAUAAUGCCUUCGAUAUUGAGAUCAGUUUGGCACGCCACAAAAGCGGUAGUCCGUGUAGCUAGCGAAGCUCUUCUUAUUGUAGCAGUUUCCACUUACGGAACUCUGGUGUCUAGCGAAACUGCCUUCGAAAAGGAGAAGAGAAGGAGGGCUACCAAAAAGAGUUUCGAGCGCGAGGCUUUUGACAGACUCUUCGACGAACGCGUACUCGUCAACCGGACUAGGAUCGCUGCAUGCGACCGGUCGCGACCACUUUACGUAUUAAAUCGAGCAAGGGCAUUAAAAGCGUUUAACCGUCCAGUUGACGAGGCUAACUGCGCAUGGCCAAUAGCUGGCGCACUGUUACCUCGUACCAACUUACUUCUAUUGGCGCUGUUCAAACCCUGCAUGGAAGAAAGCGUUCCCACACCGCUGCCCGACCCUAUGAUUAAUCAAAAGGUGGCAACAGAAGACGAUGAAGAGCCAAAAACGGUUCCGUCAGCAGCGCUGCUAGCUUGCGCGCGCAACGUCGUACCGCUACCCACUCGCCCACCGCACACCGCCUGUUUCCCACAUCGCUACCAAGAGGAGGAAGGCUACCGGCAAUGCGGUCCAUGGCUACCUGAUGAUGAACAACCAGACGAGGAUUCUGCCUACGAUACUAACAUCUCACGAAUGCUUCUAUUUUUAGCUGUUUCUGUGUGGCUUGUUGUAUAAAAACUCACAUGAAUUAUUACCCAAAAUACGUACAGUCAAUCAAUCUGAAUCCUAGGCCACUGUAGAACCCUUUCACAGUAAACGUCAAACUGACUUCUAGAGCAAAUAAAGAAAUACGACAGGGUUCUAGAGUCGCCUAGGAUUCUAAUUGGUUGACUGUAAUCACGCGUAAAUAUUACAUUGCUGUAUUACAAUGCUGGGGUAUUGACAGCCAGCAAUAUGCAUGUGUAGUAGAGAUAGGAAGACACUACGAAAUUUUUUGUGCUAAGACCUUACACAUAAUGCAGCACACAAAGUAUUCCACCAAAGAUGUACCGAGGUGCCAGUAGAGGGUUAUUUGCUAACCAAAAAAGACUAUAGAUGCAUUAAGCGAGGAUGAACGCACACAACUUAAGAGAAGCAUCCUUGCACAUAAAUUAAAUAGGUAAAUUUGUACAGAUGUAGUACGAAAAGAUUUGUGUUCGUAUUGUUACGGAAACGUACGAAUGUGUCAUGUUAUUUCAGUCAGUCGCAGUACAAGUUGUAUAGACAUUGACUGAACUAGCAUGACAAGUUCGUAUUUGCCAUGUUUCCAGAAAAAUACGAAGGAAACCCUUUUCGCACUACAUCUGUAAAUACUAUAGUACUGAAGAGUUCAAGAAAGCUGCCUUAAGGAAGUAUCGUAUAGACACACAGUCGUCAUAAAUAAAACACUUCGUCCAUCAACUCUUUUAAUUCAAGAUUCAACGUUUGGUUCGGUAUAUCUAUAAUACUGAUGUCUACAUCACAAGUUUCUGUACGGCUUUAGGUAAGCUUUGUAAACGGUAGACUACCUAAAUGUCUUAUGGAAUUUAAUAAACGUUAAGAACUGAAUAAAUUGGUUCUAUAUUAUUUACCCCGACUUAAUUAAACGAUAUUAUACAUCAUGACAUAGAAAAAAUGACAUUCCCACAGAAACGGUAAACUCGCAAAGGGUUGCGUUAGUAUAGAAAACCUUUGUUAGUAGAAUGAAGUAAAUGUGUGCCACGGCAAGGUGCCUUUUCUGUGAGAGGGCCACAAAAAUCCAUAUUCAUGGUGUAGUUGGUACAUUAACUAAAGGAAAUGCGUACUCGUAGUACUGAUAACAUCUUAUUUUAAUAAUAAACUUUUCUUCUUAUAAUUAGUAACGACAAAAAAUAAGUUUAAAUUAAACAUGAUAUUUGACACAAUCCUUAUUAUUAAUACUUUGUAAAUGGAAGUAUUUGAACAUAAAAAGUACAAUCUUUAACUAUCAGGGACCGGAGAAGGUUACCACACAAAAGGGGUUACCACUGAUUUACAACCCCUAUCAAUACGGCAACCACAUCGCUAACUUCCUCAUAAGAGAGCGUGAUCAGUAAUAAUACUACCAGUAAACCUUUAAAGAAUUUUCCUAUCAAUUACGUUCGGAAUGCAAUUAAGUUGUGGCCAUGCUGUUGAGGUAAAAAUCAUUAACACAUUAUUCAACGAGUACAGUACAUUAAAUAUAGGAAAUACAACGAUAGGGUUACCAUAUGAUUAGGGUAACCAUUCAACAGCGUUACCGAUCAGGUUAAUCAAGGGCUUCCAGUCCCUAAAAUACACAUCAACGAUUCUUAAAAUGCAAAAGACUUCCAGUAGGAUUUGCUAUCCUUUUCGAAAUAGUAUAGAAUACCAGCAUUCAUCAUUUUUAUUGAAUAUUUGAUACCAAUUCGACGUAUUUUAAGUUUAGUAGACCAUUGGCAUUUUUUAAUGAAUAGGUAAUUGAAAUUAGAGGCUCUGCCUGCAUUCAAUUAUCAAAAUUAGAGUACUAAAAUGCAUUUAUAAUACAAAAUUCGAAUACAUUAAAAACCUAAGUUAUCAAAUAACACUUCAAUAAAAACUAUACAUAGAACAACAAUAAUAGUAAAAAUAUUACGAAACAUACCUGUUUAAAGCUAAGAUGAAGUAAUGUAUUAUUAUACCUUUGUAAUAUCUAUUUCUUCUCUAUUAUUUAGAUAAAAAUAGAUAUAGACAUAUUUUACAAUUUCCGUAUUACAUAAAGUCCUAUCUACAUGCUACAAUCUUCAAAUUCUAUUGUUUUAAUUAAAGUUAUUUAAAGUUGCGUUCGUUUUAUUCAAUCGUAUUUAAUUAUGAUAAUUAUAUUUGUUGCUCCAACGUACAUAACUUUUCGUCAGUUUCUGUUAGGUACUAACGUUUUUUAGUUUCAUUUUGCACAUUAUUCGUCUUUGCUACCAAUUGUUCUGAUUCUGAUUCAUUCUCUUCCCAUUUGUUUUCAAACACUCAUUGGCUUUUACAAAAAUUGUAAGAGAAAACGCACAUGCAUACCACUAAC